AGCCAACCCACUCAGCUAGGAGGUUGGAGGGAAGAGGAGGAGGGAAAAAGAGGCUUGGAGUAGAGCCUCCAACGUGGAGAAGCUCCCUAAACCUGCUCCCUCCGAGCCCUUGCUGCUGCUGCUGGCCAAGGCGAUGCUUUCUUUUUUCCUUGCCUGCAAAGGGCUGGUCAGACUUGUUGCAAGGAGGAGGCUGCCUUUGCAAAUCGAGCCCAAGAUCCAGCUGGGAAGAAGGCAUUCCUCUGGCUUCCUUGGCGUGGAGCAAAAGUGGCCCCUGGAUGUAGCUGCAGGCAAGAGAGGGAUCCACUCCUCCUAGCCCUCCUCCUCCUUUUUCUUGUCCAUCUUCUUCCUUCCUUCCUUGGGAGGGGAUCUGGCCCUUUCCAUGGGGACUGGGGGCUCUUUGGUCUUGGGGCCCCCAUCUGGGCUGGAUCUUGGAGGAGGGGACUGACUGAAGGGGGAGAAGGGGUCCAAGGGGUGCCUUUCGGGGGCAGCCAUGCAGAGGAGCAGCCUGAUGGGGAUGCCCAGCCCGGAACCCAGCGGCUCUUACUCCCAGCAGUUCAAAGCCAUGAGGUUUUCCUAUCACAUCGAAGGGGGAGCAGCAGCAACAGCAGCAGCCACUUCGCCCCAAAGCCGAGCCUUAGGUCAUGCUCAUCCUCCACGGCUCCUGGUCAAAAGCCUCUCAUUGGAACCCAGCCCAGAACCUCGCUCCCCAGAAGUCCCCCAGCGACUCAUCUCUGACCCAGGACCUGACAACAGCCAAGGGGAAGCAGCCAAGCUCAGGCCACUCAAGCGAAAUCCAGGACCAAAGCCACAAGUUCCUCCCAAGCCAGCCCAUCUGCAGAGUAUUCAGCCACCGCGACUUCCUGAAUCCAUCCCUCCACCCCCAUCACGACCCCUCCCAGCUGAUCCCCGCUUGAGCCGGAGCCCCUUGCCAAAAGAUGGACCUGGGUCACUCUCUGCUGUCUCCUGUCUCAUUGAGAAGUUUGAAAGAGAACCUGUAAUCCUGACGGUUGAGCCAGCCCCCUCCCCGUGCCCCAGCCCAGAUCUCCAGACCCCAGAGGCCAGUUCUAUGGAGCCCCUACUAGAUCGCCCAGCUUCCCUGGAAUCGGCAGAGCUGGCUCACAAACUCCUGGACCUCCUGGCACUGGAUGGGGGACAAGAGGCUGCAGGGAAUAUUGCCUGCUUGCCCUCUCAUGAUGGUGGGAAGCUGGCAAACCGAGACAGUGGCAUUGACAGCAUCAGCUCACCAUCCAACAGUGAGGAGAUCUGCUUUGGAGGAGAUGACGGCACUGGAGAGGGAACAGGGGCAUCAGCACCACCCGUUGUCAUCAAGCGCCGCUCAACUCGAGAUUCUGAAGGGGACAGUGACAUGGAUGAUGGGAGUGGGGAUGAAGCUGAGCUGCUCCCUGAGCUUCCACCUCCCCAGCCAGAGAGACAGGACUCUGAUGAGAUGACAGUGCCACAGAAAGUCUUCCGAAUUGCUAAUGAGCUUCUCCAAACAGAAAAGGCCUAUGUAUCUCGCUUGUAUCUGUUGGACCAGGUCUUCUGUGCCCGUCUGCUGGAAGAAGCACGCAGCCGAAACUCUUUCCCUGUCGAUGUGGUGAUGGGCAUUUUUGCCAACAUCUGCUCAAUUUACUGCUUUCACCAGCAGUUCCUGCUGCCAGAACUGGAGAAACGUAUGGAAGAGUGGGACCAACACCCUCGCAUUGGGGACAUUCUCCAAAAACUGGCCCCAUUCCUUAAGAUGUAUGGCGAGUAUGUCAAGAAUUUUGACCGGGCCAUGGAGCUGGUCAACAUCUGGAUGGAGCGCUCAGCCCAGUUCAAGGGUAUCAUUCAUGAUGUACAGCGGGAAGAGAUCUGUGGGAACCUGACCCUGCAGCACCACAUGCUGGAGCCAGUCCAGAGAAUCCCUCGCUACGAGCUGCUCCUGAAGGACUAUCUCCUCAAGCUGCCUCCGGAUUCACCCGACUGCAAGGAUGCCCAGAAAUCCAUGGAACUUAUUGCCACUGCGGCAGAGCACUCCAAUGCAGCCAUCCGCAAAAUGGAGAGGAUGCACUCCUUGCUGAAGGUCUAUGAGCUGCUUGGAGGAGAGGAAGACAUUGUCAGUCCCACAAAUGAACUCAUCAAGGAAGGGCACAUCCUCAAGCUUUCUGCCAAGAAUGGUACAACGCAAGACCGGUACUUGAUCCUGUUCAAUGACCGUUUGCUGUACUGUGUGCCAAAGUUACGUCUCAUUGGCCAGAAAUUUGGAGUCCGUGCUCGCAUAGAUGUGGAGGGAAUGGAGCUGAAAGAGACCAGCAGCCUCAAUGUGCCCCGAACCUUCCUUGUAUCAGGGAAACAGAGGUCCCUAGAGCUUCAGGCCAGAACUGAAGAGGAGAAGCGAGACUGGAUCCAGGCAAUACAGGCGACAAUCCAGAAGCAUGAGCAGACUCUGGAAAUGUUCAAACAGCUGGUCAGUGAAGAUGAAACACCACCCAAUUCGCCGGGAUGUGAGCUGGGCCGACGGGCUCCCACACCAAUCCGGGAAAAAGAGGUGACCCUGUGUAUGCAAUGCAAGGAGUCCUUCAAUGCCCUCACCAAGCGGAGGCACCAUUGCCGGGCCUGUGGUCAUGUUGUCUGUGGGAAAUGUUCAGAGUUCCGGGCCCGCCUGGUAUACGACAACAAUCGGCCUAACCGUGUCUGUACCGACUGCUACACAAUGCUACAGGGCUCCCCCGCAAGCCCCUCACCACACCCCAAUACACCUCAGCGCCGAAGGUCCAUUCUGGAGAAACAGGCUUCUGUGGUGGCAGAGAACAGUGUGAUCUGCAGCUUCUUGCACUACAUGGAAAAAGGCGGGAAGGCCUGGCACAAAGGCUGGUUUGUCAUCCCUGAAAAUGAACCCCUGGUCCUGUACAUCUAUGGAGCUCCGCAGGACGUUAAGGCCCAGCGCUCAAUGCCUCUCAUUGGCUUUGAAGUCAACCUCCCUGAGCCUGGUGAACGGGUGGAUCGACGCCACGCUUUCCGGAUCAGCCAGAGCCACCUGUGCUGGUAUUUUAGCCCCGAAACUGAGGAGCUACGGCAGCGAUGGAUGGAGGUGCUGAGCCGGGCUGGCCGUGGAGAAGAAGGCAAGGGUCCGCCUUCCAUUGUGGAGGCUGAUGAGGAUACAGAGGCAGAGAGAACCUAGACAUGGAGGCUGUGGAAGAAGGACAAGUUGGUGCCUCUGCCUGCACUGGGAAACUUGCUCACCAUUCUCUGUCCAGUAUACUUGAAGCAGUCUCUCCUUCCCAUCCUGCUGCACUUUCUUUUUUCUUUUCUUCAUCAGCAUCAAGGACCUGCCAUGGGCCAUCUCCUGCCUCUCCUGUUACAAAGACCUGCCCUCACAGCCACAAAGUUCCCUGCUCUUCCUGGCUGUAGGAUUAAUACAUGUACACUGAGACUUGCGUCAGGUCAGUUCCUUGUCCAGCCAUAGCAUGUGGGAACCCAACACUUCCCUUCCUUUCCCUUCCACCCUCCAAGGAGAAACUGAUAAAAAAAGAAGAUUUCUUCCUUCCAACAUGCACUCCCUCCCCUUGUUGUUUACAUCUUGGACCAAUAUCUGUUCUUCCAGUCUCCACUGCUUAUUUAGCACUUACUGAACAUAUCUCCACUGCAGUGGCUUGGGAAAAAGGGGUGGGGAGAAUAAGAAACUGACAUGGACCCAAUUUUAUUUCAAUGGGGUGCUUUUUGGUCUCUGCUUGCGCAUUGGUCUCCCUCCUUUGUCAUCUUUCUUCCCAUGUUUGUGUGAUACUGGGUGAAAUUUUACCUAUUUGUUUUCCCCCCACUGCUAGCUACUUUGAGAUAGAAAAAACUGAUUUUAACAUGCCUCAGAUUUAGCAGAUUUCAAUAGGAUCUGAAGCCUCCCUAUUUAGGAGGAGAAUAAGCACUAAAGGGAAAUAAAGAGCUAGCUUUGGAGAAGAAAAACCACAAGGCAAGGUCCCCUCUUACAGUGAAAUCCUCUCUUUCUCUUCCCAAAAAGGUGGACCAGGUUAAUGAACUGCUACAUUCCAAUACUUUACUCUUCAUCCCCCUACCAUUUCCUUGGUUUUUAAUGGCAGUCUUCUCUCGUGCAUUCACUAAAGACUUCCCAAGACUUCUUUCAUGCAUUGACUAAAGUCAAUGGAAUUGCACAACACUGCUGGUGACAUUCAUGUAACAUUUGCUCUUCCAGUUGGCGGGUUGAUUUAAAAACAACAACAAAAACAAAUUCUGAAUGGCAAAUUAUGCGCUAAGGUGCUUUCCAAAUGUGAGAGAAUGCAAUAAAAGUGCACAAAAUUCAAAAUAAAUGUUAGGAGGGGAUUAUAAAAUGGAUCUUCUAAGUGACAGGUAAUCUAAAAGAAAUAUAACCUUCAGGUGCUUCUUUGUGAAGAACAUGGAGUGUAGAAAUAACAUGAAGAAAGGUCCUGUGUGGAGCAGGCAGUCAUACACAGAACUCCUUCCUGCCACAAAAGAGGCUGGUACACUUGAGCACAGUAUGCGCACAAGCUGAAUCGGAGCCAAGGCUUCACACAAUGGCCUGGUAUGAGUCCCAUUCAUAUCAUUGUGAAUGUAAGAGUUGCCUUCCAAUGUCAUUAAGAUCUUUCCAUGACAGUAAAGGAUUUCAAAUUGUGGUCUAUGCACAAUCUCAUCUUAGAUGGGCCACACAAAGACUGCAAAAUAAUCUAGAAUAUCUGUUCUUGACUCUGCACUUGACUUGCUUUUUUGUUUUGUUUUUUUAAACAAAAGUGAUUGAUGCCAUUUUGAAUAGGACUGGUUUUCUAGAGGUGUCUAACCAGGUCCUAACAUUGUGAUUUUAAGAAUAUGGAGCUUGUGGAGUCAACUAAUUCCUACCAAUUUUUUCCAUGUAAGGGGCUCUUCUCAGAGGUGUCUCUAUAAUACCAAUAAUGCACUGCUAGUUUUGAUGGUGCUGCCAUGGUAGAAAAGAACACUAGAGUAUUCUGUUUCCAACAGUCACUAGCCUACUGCAGCCAGAACCUUUGCAGGGUAUGACAGCAAUAGCCAUUUUUUUCCUCUUUGCUGCCAAGAUCUGGAAAAGUGGGCAAGUUCACACACCACACUAAGCCAUCUUUGAUGAUUUCAACAGUAGCUGAUGAAACAAUACAGUUUGCUUUUCCUGUCUCAGCACCUGUCUCUGGGUGGGUAGCUGGAGAAAAAAAAGUUUUACAUUUGUACGGAACAAGCCAUUUUCUAAACAAGCUGGAAUUCAUAAGCUAGCAAAUCAUAGCUUCUAAUUUUGACUAGUUAACCAUAGUUUGUGGGGAUGGUCUCAGGCACAACAAGAGGCCAAAAUCCAAGACUUAACUGUUGUGCAAUGUCUUACAGAAAGUUGGUGCUAACAAGAACACUGGAGGUUCAUAUGGGAGUUCCAUUUCCCUACUAUGCCCAAUAAAGCAAUGGAUACGCCCUUACAAAUAAGACAUGGUUGAAUAGGAAAGGCCUGUUGCUCAACCAGAUGCUUGUGCACACUAUGCUUCUGGUAGGUUAUACCAAAAGAUAAAACCUGAGGAUCCACCAUACCUCCUUUUCCUCAUUGAGUUGCUCCCCUUCUUGGUAAAAUGCACUUAUAAUGGCUGACACUCUUUGAGUUCUGAUCCUCACUGGACCGGAGGUUCUUCAGACUCCAGUUUACUCCAUCAUUGCUGGUACUGUUUCAAGUUAAAAGUGAGUGUGUGUGUAUGUGUGUGUGUGUGCAUGUGGGGGGUGUCCCUUUCCCUGUUUUAUGUAGGUUUCCUGGUGGUGCCCAUU
Molecule: messenger RNA, 5760 nt
Organism: Sceloporus undulatus (fence lizard)
Lineage: Eukaryota; Metazoa; Chordata; Lepidosauria; Squamata; Phrynosomatidae
Gene: FGD1
Product: FYVE, RhoGEF and PH domain containing 1
Exons: 18
Coding region: 491-3163 (890 amino acids)
Biological process (GO): filopodium assembly; cytoskeleton organization
Cellular component (GO): cytoplasm
Molecular function (GO): guanyl-nucleotide exchange factor activity; metal ion binding
Source: RefSeq, a predicted model, not a curated record